UCGGUGCGGCGGGAUGAGCGGGGUGCCGGGGCUGCGGGAGGACUGCGAGGAGCUGCUCGGCGCCUUCCAGAAGGCCGACACGGUCCGCUUCGAGCGCUUCGCCGAGCUGUGGCGGGAGCGCCGCUUCCACACCGUCUUCUAUGGUAGAAUAAGAGCGUUGGAGAGGAAUAAGCUCACAAAGAAGACUUUAGAACUGGCACAGCAGUACUUUCUGCCCCCUUAUGCCUUCCAGAUACGAGUUGGUGCUCUGUACCUUUUGUACGGGCUCUAUAGCACACAGCUCUGCCAGCCAAAACAGAAGAUCAGAAUUGCCCUCAAGGAUUGGCCCGAAAUCCAGAGAUUUCAGCAAGAUCUGAUUGACUCCCAGCACUAUGAUGCAGCAUACAUCUUCAGGACCCUGCGACUUGCCCGAGCAUUCCAUUUCACUGCCAUGCCAAAGCCACUAAACUACCGAACUAAGAAGAAGAUUGAGGAAAAUGAAUUUAAAGAAGAAUUUAAAGACCCAAGUAACAGAGUGAACAGCUUCAUCACUAAUGAUGUAUUGGAGGAACUGAUGAAUAUUCAUGAACACUAUCAGAAAAUGAAGUGUGUCAUUUCAGCUGACAAAUCCCAGCCAGCCAAGGCAUUGAGCUUGAUAAAAGAUGAAUUUGUAGUUACUCUUAAAGACAUAACUUUGGAACAUCAGGAGUGGCAGCAGAACAGAAUGAAAUUAUUCCUAAAUGCUAAAGAAACUGGUGAAAUGUCAGAUGAAAAGAAAGAAGAGACUUUGUUAGAAUCAGAGGGUUCUGAAAGAGCAAAUGCACUGGCUAGAAUCAAAUACAAAUCUUACUCUGCAGUUGCUGAGGCUUCCAAAUCCAGAAGACAUCGUCAAGUAAAAUUAGAAUCUUCUGAAUCAGGAUCAAAUUAUGGGAAAUCUCCAAGACAAAAUAAAAAAGCCAGUAGGAGACCACAGGCAACAAGGAGGAGAGGUUCUUUGGAGAUGAAAGCAGGUGAAAUGCAAGUGGCAAUGGAAACUGUAACUCGGCAUAUUGGGAUGCCUGUAAUCACAGAAGAGGAGAACUCUGGUGAAGAAGUAUCUCUCCCCAAGAAGAAAAGAAGAUGUUAAAGGAUACAGCUGGAGAAGAAAUAAUGUGAAUUUUAAUGAUAAAAUGUAAAUGUCAGUAACACAAAGUGCUUGUUUUGGAUGCCUUUGAACCUACACCAACUGUCCAGGACCAGAACGACAGGUGACACUAACACCCGAGCUGUCUCAUUGUACAGCACCUGGUGCUUUUCUUCACCUGGUGAAUGCUUCUUCUGGAAGACAAAGUUGCUGUGCCCUAUUUGGGAUGGGGAGAGAAGAUGGUUGUUUGUAUUUAGUUCACCCAGUGUGAGUUAGCACUUGGAGCUGGUGUUGAUCUGCAGGGGUGUUUUUAGCUGAGACUGUUACCAGAACAGCUCACAAAAUAGUUGCCUGUAUGAGACACAUUUGUAGUCUUUAAUCUCUAAACAUAUCAUUAAGGUUACUGACUGUUGAAAACGAGUGUAAUAAAUUAUUUUUCACAGUUUA
Molecule: messenger RNA, 1549 nt
Organism: Apus apus (common swift)
Lineage: Eukaryota; Metazoa; Chordata; Aves; Apodiformes; Apodidae
Gene: SNAPC1
Product: small nuclear RNA activating complex polypeptide 1
Exons: 10
Coding region: 14-1105 (363 amino acids)
Biological process (GO): snRNA transcription by RNA polymerase III; snRNA transcription by RNA polymerase II
Cellular component (GO): snRNA-activating protein complex
Molecular function (GO): sequence-specific DNA binding
Source: RefSeq, a predicted model, not a curated record